Molecule: messenger RNA, 1566 nt
Organism: Ogataea parapolymorpha DL-1
Lineage: Eukaryota; Fungi; Ascomycota; Pichiomycetes; Pichiales; Pichiaceae
Product: L-lactate dehydrogenase (cytochrome)
Exons: 1
Coding region: 1-1566 (521 amino acids)
Biological process (GO): lactate metabolic process
Molecular function (GO): heme binding; L-lactate dehydrogenase (cytochrome) activity
Source: RefSeq, a predicted model, not a curated record
AUGAUUCGCGGAAUUAGAAGCGUCGGGUUCUUUGGAGCAGCAAGCGUGUUCUGGUCCUGGAAGCUGCGCCAGACGCUCAGUAGUGACCAGAAACGGGUCGUCAGCUUUGAAGAACUGCAGACACAUAACAAGCCCGACGACUGUUGGAUUGCCAUAAACCAGAAAGUUUACGACGUGACGGAGUUCAUUAAGACGCAUCCCGGCGGCGUUGCACGGAUCCUGAGAUACGCCGGAAAUGAUGCCACCAAAGGGUUCCAUUCCAUGCACCAUCCACAGUACUUGGAGACGUUUUUGGACGGCUCGUUGGUUGGAGAAAUAAAUGACCUGCCUACAAAGAAAAAAAAGACAAGCACCCGAAGAAAGCAAAAAUUGAUUGAGAUCGAAGAGCAGGAGGAGCAAGUGGUGAAACUGGUUCCGCCAACGCUGUCCCAAAUCUUUUCGCUUUCUGACUUUGAGGUUGUUGCGAAAAAUGUUCUUCCUCCGGCUACCCUGGCAUACAUCUCUUCCGGAGCAGAUGAUGAGUUCACUUUGCGCGAGAACAGAUAUGCCCUUGGCCGCAUUUUCUUCCGUCCUCGCUGCCUCACUGACAUCAGCAACACCUCCAUCGAAACAGACAUUCUCGGUGUCCGCACCGCUGCUCCGUUUUUUAUUAGUUCCUUUACGGGAUCGAAUUUAAUCCAGCCCGAAGGAGAAAAGAUUCUGGCUCGUGCUGCUGCCGAAGAGAAAAUUGCAUAUAUGGUGCCAAAGCGCGGCUCAGUUUCCUUGGAGCAGCUACAUGCGGAAACGGCUCAUAGUCAGACACUUUUCUACCAGCAUGAGUUUGAAUCUGCAGAAGAGCUCAGGGAAGCUCCUAAACUUUUCAAGCAUAUAGAAACUACGAUGCCGCAAGUGAAAGCUAUCUUUGUGAAUGUGGACAUCGCUGCACAUGGACACAGAGAGAAGGAGUACAAGGUUAGAGAAAUGGAAGCAGGAAAGGCCGACGUCAACCUUGGUGGGCUUUUAGGCUCGGAACCAGAGUACGUCGCCACAUGGAACGACUUUGAGACUGUCAGGAAAAGCACCAACUUGCCAAUCAUUCUCAAGGGACUGCAAAGAAAGGAGGACAUUCUGAAAGCUGCCGAGCUAGGAUUUCGGGGUGCAUUAAUUUCCAAUACCGGUGGCCGCCAGCUGGAUUUUUCAAAACCUGCUAUUGAGACUCUUGCUGAAGUACACGAGGCUUUGAAGGAGAAAAAUAUAGAUCGGAACCAAUUUCAGCUUUUUGUCGAGGGAGGCUUCAGUCGUGGCUCGGACGUGAUCAAGGCUUUGUGCCUGGGUGCAAUCCCUGGAAUUGGCCGGCCAAUGCUCUAUAGUGAGGUGUACGGCCAAAAAGGUGUUGAAAAAGCGUCACAGCUACUCAAAGAGGAGAUUCUCAGAGACAUCAAACUGCUGGGAGCCAGUAACGUGUCUUGUUUAGACGACAGUUAUCUGGACCUAAGCAGUCUGACAGUCAAGCUUUGGGUUCCUGACUUCCAAUAUGAAAGAAACUACACUCCGAUGGUCAACGUCGCCUUAAAAGUGCAAUAUUAA